Molecule: messenger RNA, 3900 nt
Organism: Empidonax traillii (willow flycatcher)
Lineage: Eukaryota; Metazoa; Chordata; Aves; Passeriformes; Tyrannidae
Gene: CCDC177
Product: coiled-coil domain containing 177
Exons: 2
Coding region: 24-1928 (634 amino acids)
Source: RefSeq, a predicted model, not a curated record
GGCCGCGCCCGCCCGGCCGAGCCAUGGUGGAGCCGCCGGCCGAGCCUCCCCCGCAGCCCUGCCCGGCGCCCGGGGGGGCGGUGGGGGGAGAGCCGGCCCGUCCUGGAGAGCAGUCGCCGCUGCUGCACCUGGAUCUGUACAACUUCGACUGCGCGGCGGCGGAGGGCAGCCGGUACGUGCUGACCAGCCCGCGGUCGCUGGAGGCCUGCGCCCGCUGCGCCGUGCGACCCGUGGAGCUGCUGCCGCGGGCGCUGGGGGACCUGCUGCGAGAGGCGCCCGGGCGCUCCAUGCGGGUGGCCGCCGGCCUCUACGAGGCCUACGAACGGGAGCGCCGCCGCAAGCUGCAGCAGUGCCGGGAGGAGCGGGAGAGGAUUAUCCGGGAGGAGAAGAGGCGGAUCCUCGCGCCCCUCGGCAGCCUGCCGCCCUCGCCCGCCGCCCGCGUCGCCUCCCGCGCUGCUGCCGCCGCCGCUGCUGCCGUUGCGCCCCGGACCCAUGGCGGGGGGAAGGCCAGGGCGUCGAGGGGUGCCAAGGGCAAGAGCCACUCCCUGGACUCGCUGCAGAAGCGUCGUGAGGGCAGCUGGGGCAAGACCUCCUCGGAGUCGGGGGCCUCGUCCUCCUACAGCGGGGAGAGCUUGCGGGAACGGGGGGGCAAGGUGGGUGGCCGGGGCCGGGGGGCAGCCGCUGCCAACGGGUCCUUUCUGGGGCGCAGCUUCAGCUUGGGUGACCUCAGCCACUCACCACAGACUGCCCAGAGGGUCGAGAGGAUCGUCAGGGAGGUGAAGAGGAAGAAGGGCCUCUCGGAGGUGCCUGAGAGGGACAAGAAGAUUGCGGCACUGAUGAUUGCCAAGCACCAGGAGGCCAACAUCCUGCGGGAACAGCGGCAGGUGGCCCAUCUUCAGUGGGACAGUCAGCGGCGCCUGGCUGAGCAGCGUAAGGAGCAGGAGGAGAAGGAGAAGCAGAGGGCCCUCCUGCAGGGUCAGCGGAUGUGGGAAAGCCAGGUGGAGAAGCGUCGUGGGAGGCUGAACCAGGAGCAGGAGGAAGCUGCCCUGAUGAAGCAGAGGCAGCGCCUCAUGUGUGAGGAGAGGUGGCGGGAGCAAGCGGAGAAGCAGGAGCGGCUGCGGAGGGAGAGGCUGGAGAGGGCCAUCCAGGAGGACAAGCAGAAGAAGCUCCAUCAAGAGCUCAACCUGAAGGCAAAGGAGGAGGUCAAGAAGGAGCACCAGGAGCGAGAGGAGCAGCUCCUGCAAGAGAAGCUGUCCAUGGCUGCACAGAAGAGGCUGAAGAAGGAGGUGCAGCUGCAGAAGGAGAAGAGACUGUUUAACCAAGCAGAGAAGCUGAAGCACGAGGCCUUGCUCAAGGAAUUGGCCAAGCAAGAGGCAGAAGAGAAGGAAAUGCUGAAGGCCUCCCUGAAGAUGAGUUUGACAAAGGCUCAGGAGAACUAUGAGCAGCUAGUGGAGAAGAGAAACCAGGAGCUGAGGGAGAAGGCCAGGCGUGAGGACAUGCAGAUCCAGAGAGCUAAACUGGCAGCAGAGAAGAAGGAAAGAGAGCAGAAGGAGCACUUGGAGGCACUGGCUAGAGAAACAGAGAGGAAGCUCCAGCAUGCUGCCCAGGUGGCCGAAGAGGCCGUUCAAGAGAAAGCCCGCAAGGUGGUCUUGAGUCGUCUGGAGAAGGAAAAAGUGCAGAAGAUGAAUAAGCAAAAGGUGGAACAGUAUGAAGACUUACGGCGCAGGGAAAUUCUCCUCUCUAUAGAGAAGAAGCUGGAGAGAAGCGAGCAGAUCUUCAAGGAGAAGAAGACUGUCUUAGAAAAUGCCAGGUCCGUCGCUAGGGCGUCCUUCCAUGUCCGGGAAAAAGUACGGGAGGAAACAAACAUGCGCACCUUUGACAAGAUGGCCUUUGAAGCAGAACUGCAUGCUCACCUUAACAAGAAAUGAAAGAUCUUGUCAUGAACGAGUGGGGAUGCACCACCGGUUGUCUAUCAUAAUGCACAGAAAGCUCCUCCACAUGAACAUUUGAAAAACAACAACAACCAACAUCCACCCUAAUUUCUUAUUCUGGGGGAGCAGGGUACCGCACAAAAAUGUGGCAGCUAUUUCACAUACUGUUUUAAAUACAUUUUUUGUUCUGGGUGUGUUUUAAGGACUGACCUCAGUCAUCUUUCCGGAGGGGAAGCAAGUUUUUAUGCCCUCCACCCCAUGAGCACACACAUUUUUUCAGAGAGGGCUACAGAAGAAGUCUGCUUGAAGCCUGUGAGUAGUGAUGGGUUGUUUACUGUGGAGAUGACUACAGCCGGUCUCUUCAGUUUGCAAUGCAGACAACAGAGGCAACUAACUAUUAGAGCCUACUGAGUAAGAACCAAAACCAUCUGAGCUGAUUCUGCCUUGAGUGACAGACAGUUUGGUUUAAGUUAUGGGACUGCAUUUUCCAAGCUGCUGCACUCCCAUGCUGAAGAUGAGGAAGGCUGGAGUACAGAAUUCCAUAUGCCCUGUGUGCCCCUUGUCCACUGCUGGUACCAAGUUGGCGAAAGCACAGAUCAAGGCCACGUAAGUAGACAUUAUGAUCAGAGCUGGGCAGAGGCUGUUAGUGCUCACAAACACAGUUUUGUUUUUGCUGUUUGUAACUGUUGCCCCUCCCAACUAUCCCCAGCUCUCCUCUUCCUUUUCAAGUUUCUCUUGCAAACAUCUGUAGAAUUUCUUCUUUUCUUUUGGAAGAGGGAGAGAAGGAGGGAAAUCUGUGGGCAAGUCACAAACUGAUGGGCACCCACACAGCACAGUUUUUCAUUGUGGUGUAAAAAUUAGUGAACCCGUGGAAUCUGUACUUUGGGGAAAUAUGAGGAUCAAUUGUAAAUGGAACUCUGCAAGCAGAUUGCAUAGAAAAAUCACCCUCGGGAAUUCUUAAAAUUCAAGGGGACUCUCAGCUCCUUAACCAACUGUGCCUGCCUUGAGCACAGGGUUGGACCAGAUGUCCUCCAGAGUCCUAUUCCAAUGUAUUUGUUCUAUGAGUUGCAUACAGUGAGACUUUCACCCAGCUCUUAUCAUUGUCUACUGAACAGAGGAGCAUUUCUCUGUCCACUGGUGCUAACAGUUGUCUUCUCAUAUAGGGCACAAGAAAGAGUAGAUGCAGAAAAUGAGGUACAUUACAGAUUCUUUUAGAUGAGGACCAUGUCUUUUUUAUGACUAUUAACUUAAUACUGUUUUGAGGAACUGAGUCCUUCUGCCAUUAAAUGCACUGGAAAUGUGAAAAGCCUACCUAUAAGAGUGUUCAAGUAAGACAGUGUUUCAAGCUGCGGAUUUCCACAUUUACUCUCUGUUGGGUUGGAGUUCCAAGCACAAAUUCAAAGCAGGCACUUUCUGCUGUUUUUUUUCUGGCUCCUGGCAGCAUCAGCUCUCUGUUCCACCAUCCGUGACGCCGUGCUGGGUUGCUCUGGUGAUGGAAGCCAGACCUGGAAGAGAAGCAGCAAGAAAAGACAGGAUCUCGUUUCCUUGUGGAUGUCUCUUACAUACCAUACAGUGGAGGAGAAAACCAGGAGAAGGUUGACAUGUGGAACAGACAUGCAGUCCUGCAUGCUUAGAUUGCUUACCAGAAUUGCCCAGGUGACAGCAGGUUAAAACCCUCUUAGAAGACUUUAAGGAAGGUGUUAAAUGAACAGCAACAACAACAAUAGACCAAGCACACCCUGGUGCCCUGCAAGGCUGGAGACAUUAUACGAACAGUGUUGAAAGAGGAGCAAGUAGGGAUUUAUUUUUCUUUAUUUUAAUCAAGCUUGCUCUUCUUUGAAUCAUGGUGUUAAUUGGAGGUGUUAAGGGCAGGCAGCAUGAAAGUAGGAAUUAGGGCACCUGAGUGAUGUUUGCUUUGUCAGCCAUUGGCUCAUUGUGUAACACCAGGCAAGUCCUCAGGGACUGGGAU